GCUAUCCUGUCCUGGCUUGUCCAUGAGCAUCACUCUGAUUAUCCCUCCUCUCCAUCUCUCCCUCUCUGAUUCUCCCUCCUCUCCAUCUCUCCCUCUCUGACCCGUACUCCUCUCCAUCUCUUCCUCUCCAAAUCACUGUCUCCAACUCUCCCUCCACCUCUCCCCUCUCCGUCUCCCCUUCCACCAUGAGUCUGAGGUCCAAGCAUAUCUCCAGCUCCAGUGACCAGCUCAGCAGCCCUCUCCACUCUGUCUCAGUCAACAUGAGCCUGCUGGCCCCCCUCAAUCUGGAUAUCGACCCCAACCUGCAGGUCGCCCGCAUCCACGAGAAGGACCAAAUCAAGGGCCUCAACAACCGCUUCGCCUCCUUCAUCGACAAGGUGCGUUUCCUGGAGCAGCAGAACAAGAUGUUAGAGACUAAGUUUGAUCUGCUGCACGGUAAGCAGACGGGCCGCUCACACAUCGAGCCUCUGUUCGAGGCCUAUAUGGCCAACCUCCGUCGCCAGAUGGACCUGGUGAACAACAACAAUACCAAGCUGGGUGGAGAGCUGAGGAACAUGCAAGGUCUGGUGGAGGACUUCAAACACAAAUACGAAGACGAGAUCAACAAGCGACAAAAUAUGGAGAACGAAUUUGUGAAUCUGAAAAAGGAUGUGGACUCGGCACACAUGGUGAAGGCAGACCUGGGAGACAAGGUGGGAGCUCUGACUGAUGAGAUCAACUUCCUCAGGUUCAUCUAUGAAGAGGAGCUGCGUGAGCUGCAAGCCAGUAUCAGGGACACCUCUGUGGUGGUACAGAUAGACAACAGUCGUGACCUCAACAUGGACCAGAUAGUGGCUGACGUCAAGGCUCAGUAUGAGGACAUCGCUGUUAAGAGCCGAGAGGAGGCUGAGAUGUGGUACAAGUCCAAGUUGGACCAGAUUGCCAUCCAGGCCACGCAGUAUGGAGACGAGCUGAGGAACACCAAGGGAGAGACAGCCGAAAUCAACCGCUUGAUCGUCCGUCUGCAGAGUGAGAUAGAGGCUGUCAAACAACAGCGUGCCAACCUGGAGAACCAGAUCGCUGAUGCUGAGGGCCGUGGGGAGCUGGCUGUGAAGGAGGCUAAGUCCAGGAUCAGAGAUCUGGAGGAUGCUCUGCAGAGGGCCAAGCAAGACAUGGUCAGGCAGCUCAGAGAGUACCAAGACCUGAUGAACAUCAAGCUGGCCCUGGACAUAGAGAUAGCCACCUACAGAAAACUACUGGAGGGAGAGGAGAGCAGGAUUGGACAUCAAUCUAUUGUCAAUAUCCAGUCGGUGUCCAGCUACAGUUCUAAGAGCAGCUGUAACAAAUACCUCAGCAGCUUCAGCUCAACACCCAAGCUGCUGAUUAAAACGAUUGAACAACGAGGAAGCUCCAGAUUCAGCUCUCACUGAGGAGCCCUCAGAUCCUUCUGGCUUGGGAUGAAGAGUUUAUAUCACAUGUAUUGCUUCUUUUGUUUAUGUGC
Oncorhynchus gorbuscha (pink salmon) is the source of this 1480-nucleotide messenger RNA. RefSeq names its product keratin, type II cytoskeletal 8-like. Gene Ontology annotation, cellular component: keratin filament. The transcript is spliced from 9 exons. Gene Ontology annotation, biological process: keratinization; intermediate filament organization. Bases 186 to 1409 code for a protein of 407 amino acids. NCBI's taxonomy places the organism in Eukaryota, Metazoa, Chordata, Actinopteri, Salmoniformes, Salmonidae. The record is from RefSeq and is a predicted model, not a curated record. Gene Ontology annotation, molecular function: structural constituent of skin epidermis.